Molecule: messenger RNA, 1597 nt
Organism: Caretta caretta (loggerhead turtle)
Lineage: Eukaryota; Metazoa; Chordata; Testudines; Cheloniidae
Gene: PRDX6
Product: peroxiredoxin 6
Biological process (GO): cell redox homeostasis; cellular oxidant detoxification
Cellular component (GO): mitochondrion; cytosol
Molecular function (GO): peroxiredoxin activity
Source: RefSeq, a predicted model, not a curated record
GGCUGUAUCGGCUGCUGCCGCCGCCGCAGUUCCAGCACGUCGCCCGCGGGGAGUCAGGCCGACAGCCAUGCCGGGACUGCUGCUGGGGGACGAGGCCCCCAACUUCGAGGUGGACACCACGCACGGCCGCAUCCGCUUCCACGACUUCCUGGGAGACUCAUGGGGCAUCCUCUUCUCUCAUCCCCGUGACUUCACUCCCGUCUGCACCACUGAGCUGGGUCGAGCAGCAAAGCUGGCCCCUGAGUUCAAAAAGCGCAACGUUAAAAUGAUAGCCCUCUCUAUUGAUGACGUUAGUGACCAUCUCGCCUGGAGUAAGGACAUCAAUGCUUACAAUGGUGAUGAGCCCACAGAGAAGCUCCCCUUUCCCAUAAUUGCUGAUGCAAAGCGGGACCUUUCAAUCCAGCUGGGCAUGUUGGACCCAGAUGAGCGGGACAAGGAUGGCAUGCCGCUGACGGCGCGUGUGGUGUUUGUUUUCGGCCCAGAUAAGAAGCUGAAACUGUCAAUCCUCUACCCAGCAACCACUGGCAGAAACUUCGAUGAGAUCCUAAGAGUAGUGGAUUCCCUGCAGCUGACUGCAAAGAACAAGGUUGCUACCCCAGUGGACUGGAAGCGUGGAGACCGUGUCAUGGUUAUUCCCAGCGUGCCAGAGGAUGAGGCCAAAAAGCUGUUUCCUGAAGGAAUCUUCACCAAGGAACUCCCGUCAGGCAAGAAGUAUCUCCGUUACACCCCGCAACCUUAGAGCAAGUCGCUGCCAGCAGAGAUACCAGACUGCCAAUCAUGUGGUUUUUAGCAGAGCCGUUCACCUUGGGAUGGGAAGGACAGAGGCUGCUCCAGGGAGUAGUUGUCAGACCAGUUAAACUGACAGCUGCCGUGCCUGGUGUUAGCUUCUCAGGGAGCCUUCCUGGGGCUGGCUCAGAGUUGAUUAGAGUCAUGGCAGAUGCUGGUUCUGGUAAGCCAUGUGAUCAGCAGCCUUGUAUUAUCUGCUUGAAACCAGCUGGGCAGCAGCAGUACAAUAUGAAAUUCUUGAUAAUUCAUCCACUUGGUACUCACCCUCCACACACCUUUAUAGCUAGAAAAUUGAAAUGUGCUUCUCCACUGGAAACUGCUAAUAUAUGGAAGAGGAUGAUGGAUUUGUAAUAGUGAUGAACGCUUGUUCUCAUGGGUCUCUCCUAUUUUAAUAUUGGUGCUGGGGCAGGAUGGAAACACUUCAUGCUUCAAAAGAAAGAUCCCAUCCUACAAUGAGACGCACCCCUGCAAAUAAUGAUUCACAAUGUGACAAAGAUUAUCAAAGUAGCUACAGCUGGGCUGUGAGAAUUGCUGAAUAAGCAGCCAAAAUUGGAUGGGGUGGUAGCUCAUGGAAUUGUCCAAGCUGCCAUGUGCCUUUAGAACUAAAAUUACUCUAACUUGUUAAUCAAAAACUUGCCUUUGACAAGUUUGUUACCAAAGCCGAUGCUGCAUUAGAGGAGCUGUAGGCGCAUCUGUAGCGACAUGGCUUUAUUGUAGACCUGUCUUUCUCAUGGGGUUUUUUGCUUAGAUAGUUGACGAUUUUUUCUUUUUGGAGGGGGGAGUUCAACAAAUAAAGCAGCAUUUACCAGAA